Acaulospora morrowiae is the source of this 195-nucleotide messenger RNA. Lineage: Eukaryota; Fungi; Glomeromycota; Glomeromycetes; Diversisporales; Acaulosporaceae. The record is from the annotation of a GenBank genome assembly.
CACUCAACAGAGCCAUAAACAUUGUGAAGAAGUACCUGGCAGGAAAAAUAGAUGCUGAAUACACAGUAUCACAGGUGAAUGAGUGGCAAAAAACGAAUGUACAAACAGCAGAGCUCCUGUUGAUCAAGCUUACAAACAAGUCCCAGGGCAUUAACCUAGUCCAUUGGUUCCAAGAAAUACGCAACCUAAAAACAG